Mesoplodon densirostris (Blainville's beaked whale) is the source of this 2525-nucleotide messenger RNA. It is a transcript of the gene GDI1, whose product is annotated as GDP dissociation inhibitor 1. The record is from RefSeq and is a predicted model, not a curated record. The coding region runs from base 301 to 1644 and encodes 447 amino acids. Gene Ontology annotation, cellular component: cytoplasm. Gene Ontology annotation, molecular function: Rab GDP-dissociation inhibitor activity. Gene Ontology annotation, biological process: vesicle-mediated transport; protein transport; small GTPase-mediated signal transduction. The transcript has 11 exons. NCBI's taxonomy places the organism in Eukaryota, Metazoa, Chordata, Mammalia, Artiodactyla, Ziphiidae.
UCUCCCCUCAGGGCCGUUGGCGAGCGGGCGCUGCCCGCAGAGCCGCGCUGGUGCUGGGGCCCGGGCCCCAGCAACCCUCACGGGAGACAACCCGGGGAGGCGGUGGCCCCGGUCGGCGCGGCGGGGGCGGGGAGGGGCCGGGACUCUUUGACGCGGCGGAGGGGUCGGGCUACGGCCGAAGCGCCGCCAUCUUUGGUCCAGUGCGGCGGCGGCGGCGGUGGCGGCGACGACGGUGCCGGCGGCGGUAGUGAAGGAGGAGGAGGAGGAGGAGCCGACGGGCGCUGACACCGAGGCCUGACCAUGGAUGAGGAAUAUGAUGUGAUCGUGCUGGGGACCGGCCUCACAGAAUGUAUCCUGUCGGGUAUCAUGUCCGUGAACGGGAAGAAGGUGCUGCAUAUGGACCGGAACCCCUACUAUGGGGGCGAGAGCUCCUCCAUCACCCCCCUGGAGGAGCUGUAUAAGCGUUUUCAGUUGCUGGAGGGGCCCCCUGAGACGAUGGGCCGGGGCCGAGACUGGAACGUUGACUUGAUCCCCAAAUUCCUCAUGGCCAAUGGACAGCUGGUGAAGAUGCUACUGUAUACAGAGGUGACACGCUAUCUGGACUUCAAGGUGGUGGAGGGAAGCUUUGUCUACAAGGGGGGCAAGAUCUACAAAGUACCGUCCACCGAGACCGAAGCCUUGGCUUCUAACCUGAUGGGCAUGUUUGAGAAACGGCGCUUCCGCAAGUUCCUGGUGUUUGUGGCAAACUUUGAUGAGAAUGACGCCAAGACCUUCGAGGGCGUUGACCCCCAGAACACCAGCAUGCGUGACGUCUACCGGAAGUUUGACUUGGGCCAGGAUGUCAUCGACUUCACUGGCCACGCCCUGGCGCUCUACCGUACCGAUGACUACCUGGACCAGCCCUGUCUUGAGACCAUCAACCGCAUCAAGUUGUACAGCGAGUCCCUGGCCCGGUAUGGCAAGAGCCCGUAUCUGUACCCACUCUAUGGCCUUGGCGAGCUGCCCCAGGGCUUUGCAAGGUUGAGUGCCAUCUACGGGGGGACCUACAUGCUGAACAAACCCGUGGAUGACAUCAUCAUGGAGAACGGCAAGGUGGUGGGCGUGAAGUCCGAGGGAGAGGUGGCCCGCUGCAAGCAGCUGAUCUGUGACCCCAGCUACGUUCCAGACCGCGUGCGGAAGGCUGGCCAGGUUAUCCGUAUCAUCUGUAUCCUCAGCCACCCCAUCAAGAACACCAACGAUGCCAACUCCUGCCAAAUCAUCAUCCCCCAGAACCAGGUCAACAGGAAGUCAGACAUCUACGUGUGCAUGAUCUCCUACGCACACAACGUGGCCGCGCAGGGCAAGUACAUUGCCAUCGCCAGCACCACGGUGGAGACCGCAGAGCCCGAAAAGGAGGUUGAGCCGGCCCUGGAGCUGCUGGAGCCCAUUGACCAGAAGUUUGUGGCCAUCAGUGACUUGUACGAGCCCAUUGACGAUGGUUCCGAGAGCCAGGUGUUCUGUUCCUGCUCCUAUGAUGCCACCACACACUUUGAGACAACCUGCAACGACAUCAAAGACAUCUACAAGCGCAUGGCAGGCUCCGCUUUUGACUUUGAGAACAUGAAGCGCAAACAGAACGAUGUCUUUGGAGAAGCUGACCAGUGAUUGCCGACCCCUGCCGCAGCCCCUGGUGCCCUCUGCCCCAACCUGAGCCUGUCUUCCUCAAGGGCUGGGGAGAUGGGCGUGGCUGGGCACCCCGUUUCCAGCAUCUUCUGCUUCCCCCACCACAUUCCUGUCAUCCACCUCAUUGAUUCACUGACCAAAUCCUUAACCUUAGUGAUGGUUUGGGAGACGGGGGGGGGGGGGGUUGGUUAGUAUCCUCUUUCUUGGCCCUUCCUUAUCCUGGGAGAAGGGGGUUCCUCUCCUUGUGUGCGUCUCUCCCCCCACCCCUAAUUCUUCUGCUCUGUUUGGGAGGAACGUGGAGGAAAAGCUGACUUCUGCCCCCACCGCUCUUACCCCUGCUCUAGUGGCCUUUGGAGAUGCCCUCUGCCUCCCCCCACCAGCUCUUGUGUGUUGGAGAGAAGGGGCCCUCCCAGCACAAAGUUGCAGUCCUUUCCCUACCCCACCCCCGUAAUUUAUUCUAAUUUAUUAACUUUGGCCCACCCUGUGUGAGAAGGGAGCACUGUGCCCCACAGCCUCACGGUGCUGCCUGGGGCUGUGGAGCAGCUACCCUGGCCUGGCCUUCCUAACCCUGGAGACCCUGGUGCAGCCUGGGAAGGAAGAGGGCUUGGGUGUGGCCCCAUUGGAGGUUGAUUUGGUUUUUGUUUCUUGUCUUUGUGUCUGCUGGUACUUGCUGAGAGAGAAAAGACAUGUGAGCAAAGCAGAAGGAGGUGGGAAAAUGGAUCCAAACCCCAUGUGCCCUGCCCUAUUCCUUCCCCUUAGUGGUGGGAAACCCUUAUCUUGCAAAGUGAAUGUGUCCCCUUCCCCAACCUCUAGUGUAUUUCACAGAAAACAAAACCUCCCAAUAAAACUGUGUUGAAACCUGA